This is a messenger RNA of Prunus avium (sweet cherry), 468 nucleotides long. Lineage: Eukaryota; Viridiplantae; Streptophyta; Magnoliopsida; Rosales; Rosaceae. The record is from RefSeq and is a predicted model, not a curated record.
UUAUCACAAAGGAUUUAUAUCAACUUAGGCAAAUGAUUAAAGAGAAAAGGAAGAAUUUACAGAAGGAUAGAGACAAAGAUAAAGAGCGCGAGUCUUAUCAAAAGAAAGAUAAGGAGCUUGAAAAAGAACAUGAAGGAGAACGUGCACGAGUAAAAGAGAAGGAAAGGCAAGAAAGGGAGAAGGAAUUUGAAAAGGACAGAGAAAGGGUAGAAAAGAAUAAGGAGCAAGAAAAGCAGCAUGAGGACCACAAUGACAGAGAUAUGGUUACUGAUCAGGAAGAGAAGAUUAAUGUCAAACAUGAAGAAAAUGGAGCUUCUGGAGAACCAAUGGAUAUUCCUACAACAUAUGUUGAAAUCCCUAGUUCUGAUGUGACAAUUCUAGAAGGCCAUACUUCUGAGGUAUGUGCUUGUGCUUGGAGUCCAGCAGGGUCUCUUCUUGCAUCAGGGUAGGUAUCUCAUUGUUAGAUUG